This is a messenger RNA of Clonostachys rhizophaga, 7824 nucleotides long. NCBI's taxonomy places the organism in Eukaryota, Fungi, Ascomycota, Sordariomycetes, Hypocreales, Bionectriaceae. The record is from the annotation of a GenBank genome assembly.
AUGUCUCCGUUUGUGUAUAAUGACUCGAACAAUUCGAGCACCCAGCUUACACCCCAGGAAAAGAACGCUGACGAAGCCAUUGCCAUCAUUGGGUACUCAGUUAAUCUUCCUGAAGCGAGCUCGGUCGAGGCAUUCUGGGACUUAACUGUGGCAGGCCGGUGUGCUGCUCGUGAGUUUCCACGAGAUAGAGUAAACCACGAAGCAUGGUGCGAAGGGAAGGGGUCAGUACAAGGGACGAUUCGGCCGAAGAAGGCUCAUUUCUUGGAGACUGAUGUAUCCUUGUUCGACGCCCCCUUCUUCUCCAUUACUGCCGCCGAGGCGGAUGCCAUGGAUCCGCAGCAACGCGGCCUCCUUGAAACCACCUACAAGGCACUCGAAAACGGUAUGUUCUCCUCGCAGCUAUUACUUCGCGACCAAACAGCCUCUGACAACUCAAUAGCUGGUAUACCCAUCUCAAAGAUCAGUGGCACGAAUACUGCGGUAUACACUGGCAAUUUCACCAUGGAUUAUACCAUGAUUAGCUCAAAAGAUCCGGAGUUAAUUCCCAAUUACACGUCCACAGGCCUUGCUGGGACGUAUCUCUCCAACAGAUUGAGCAACUUUUUCAAUCUCAAGGGGCCUAGCAUGACCAUUGACACUGCUUGUUCAAGCAGCCUGGUCGCCUUUGACCAAGCUUGUAAAGCACUUUGGAGGGGAGAGAGUUCCAUGGGCAUUGUUGCAGGGUGUAACCUUGUCUAUGCCCUUGAUACCACUAUAGGCCUAUCUCGGAUGGGGUUUCUCUCUCCUGAUGGAGUAUGUUACAGCUUUGACGAGCGUGCAAAUGGCUACAGUCGUGGCGAGGGCUUCGCCGCACUAAUAAUCAAGCCAGUAUCCGCCGCGAUUCGGGAUGGAGAUCUGAUAAGGGCCGUCGUGAGAGCUACCGGAACUAACCAGAACGGCACCACCAGCUUGGCGCAACCUAGCAAAGAGGCCCAAGUGCAUUUGAUUGAAGAUACUUAUGCCUCGGCGGGAUUAAGCUUGUCCCGUACUCGAUACGUGGAGGCCCAUGGAACAGGGACUUCCAAGGGAGACCCUAUCGAAGCUGGCGCUAUUGGCGAAGCUUUUGGACAUUAUCAUGGCAGGGAUGAUCCGGUUUAUGUUGGCACAGCAAAGGCCAGCAUUGGCCAUACCGAAGGGACCAGCGGCCUAGCAGGAAUAGUCCGAGCAGUCAUGAUUCUGGAAAAGGGUAUAAUUCCACCCAUUGCCAAUUUGCAAAGGCUGAACCCUGCCAUCGACGCCGAGUUUCUCAAUCUCGAGUUUCCUACAGUGUGUCGCCCUUGGCCUGGAUCUGGCCUUCGCCGGGUUUCCGUAUGCUCCUCCGGCUUUGGAGGAACCAAUGCACAUGCUGUCCUGGAUGAUGCUCACCAUUUUCUGCAGGAGCAUGGCCUAAAGGGAACCCAUUACACCACGGUUGACCCGCAAGUAAGACUUGAGCAAAAAUACUCUCUUCACUGUACCAACGGCGUCUCAGCCGACCGCAGUGUGGAGGAGUAUCGUAGUCUUCAGCGCCCUGUCGCCAACAGGUUGGGGUUGGGCGUCCAGGACCCCCUUUUGCCUCCAAUCCCACAACUUCUUGUUUGGUCAGCUCCAGAUUCGGCUGCAGUGAAAAGAGUUUUGAAUUCGUAUGAAGCCUACCUAACAGAUUCAUUACAAUCAGAAAGUGCCGACAAUGGUAAUCUCGAGUCUCUUGCUUUCACUCUUAGUGAACGAAGGAGCAUGUACCCAUGGAGGUCAUACGCAGUUGCAGAUUCUCUUCCUUCUUUAUCAAAAGCUAUUUCCGAAAUCCCAGCUCCCACCAAUGCUCAAAAUCGUCCGAGAAUUGGAUUCAUAUUCACCGGCCAGGGGGCCCAAUGGCUUGGCAUGGGAAAAGAACUCCUGAUGUAUGACGUCUUCUGCCACAGCAUCAAGAGGGCAGAGUCCUAUCUGCAAAGCUUGGGAUGCUCUUGGAGCUUGAUAAAUUGCUUCACCACAUUUGAAGGUUCAAUGAACCUGAACGAUCCUGCGCUGGCCCAGCCUGCAUGCACAGUCCUUCAAGUUGCGUUAGUGGACCUUCUCAAAUCCUUCAACCUCCUGCCUUCAGUUGUUAUAGGGCACUCCAGCGGAGAAAUUGCUGCAGCCUAUGCUGUAGGUGGGAUUUCAUCUGAAGCCGCAUGGCGACUGGCGUAUCUCCGUGGACUUUUUUCGAGUGAGCUCGGCCAAUCAAGGACGAUAGAGGCCGGCAUGAUCUCUGUUGGCACAUCCCUCGAGAAGGCGAAUUCGUACCUUAAAGGGAUACUGGCACAAAGCCCUGGAGGCUUGCUAUGUGUCGCUUGCAUUAACAGUCCGAAGAACGUAACAGUAUCGGGAAGUCGGCGUCUCAUCAAUCUCCUCAAGGCUCGCUUGGACCAAGAUGAAGUGUUUAAUCGAGUACUUGCAGUUCCCGUGGCAUAUCAUUCGCCGCAAAUGAAAAUGAUUGCCACCAGAUAUACCACUAGCAUCGGAAAACUAGACGCCGGAUUCCGGGACCACAAAGAAGUCCCUAUGAUAUCAUCAGUGACUGGCCAUAUCGUGCCUUUGGAUGUGCUUACUGACCCUGAAUACUGGGUGAGGAACUUGACCUCACAGGUCAAGUUCUUCCAAGCAGUUGAGGUAUGCUGCCAGAACUCUACAUCUUCAGAGACCAAAAAGAUCGAUCUGAGCCACCGAAGGGAAGUGAGCGUUACCGAUCUACUCGAGAUCGGCCCUCAUUCCACACUCGCAGGCCCAAUUCGAGAAAUCUUGAGCAACGUUUCUGUCUCUCGGAAUGUCCGAUACAGCUCCUGUCUCAUCAGGAAAAGGUCGGCUAUCUUCACCUUGAUGGAGACAGCAGGGAUGUUGCACUGUGUCGGCUUUCCGCUCAACAUCGACCGCGUGAAUUCUCUCAAACAGUCACUUAAGCAUCAUCGCUCGGUCCUCCCUUCCCUUCCAGCUUAUCCUUUCGACCACUCCACAUCGUACUGGAGGGAAGGCAGGAUUAGUAAGCAGAUUCGUCUUCGAGAUCACGGAUUCAAUCCUUUUUUGGGAUCACCUGUAGCCGACUGGAACAACUCAGAGCCUAGUUGGCGCCACUUCCUAAGCGCGGCCGCGUCCUCACCAACGGCCUGGAUCCGCGAUCACAAGAUCAAUGGCGACGUUCUAUUCCCGGCCGCGGGCAUGCUUGUAAUGGCCAUGGAAGCUGUUGUUCAAGUCACGAAGCAUUUUGACCAGAAGUUGACAGCCUUUGAAUGCAGAGGAGUUGAAUUUCUUGCUGGUCUUGCCGUGCCAGAAGAUGAAGAGGGAGUCGAAGUGACUACUCGACUGGUUGAUCUAGCUCACAGCCCAAAUCGGCUAGAUUCUGGCUUCGAGUUUCACAUCCAGUCUCAUCACGGCAAUGCCGUUACAAGGAUUUGUCGAGGCACCAUUGAGCCCAUAUUUGCAGAAACUGCCCCAGCCCACCUCGACCAUAUCCAAGAAAUCGAAGCAGCCCAAGAUAUUGCUGUGAAGAAUGCUUCCCGGGCUCUUCAAAACUCGACUAAAAACGUCAAGGGCCAUACGCUUUACUCUCGUCUACACAAGUUUGGCUAUCACUUUACCGGCAGCUUCCGUCGCAUUACGCACGCAUAUUGGGAGGGAGUGGGAGAAUGCGUCGGUGAUGUUUCCUUAUUCGAGGAUCCUUCUGGAGCCCUACCAGCAGUUAUUCACCCAGCUUCACUUGACGGCGUGAUCCAGGUCAUGUUACCCGCUAUAACCGCUGGAGGAAACGUCAAAACGCCCACCAUGAUUCCAACUAGAAUUGACCGACUAUGGAUUGCGAGAGAUGGCCUGUUGCCAGAUUCAAGCAUCCACCUGCAAGCCCAUACACUGCGGCGGUUGACAAAUCACCGGACGCAUCAGCUUGAUUGCUCUGCUGUUGAUAAUACAAAUGGAUUGCUCAAGGUUCAAAUGAAUGGUCUCGAGGCAACGUCAAUCACAACUGCGGAUGAUUCUGAUUCAGCCCAAACUCAUGCCCGACAGCUCUGUUACAAAAUGACAUUCAUGCCUGACAUCUCCCUGAUCGAUACUGCCCGUCUCCGCAAUCUCUUACAAGGUCAGGCCCAACAAGACGUGGAAGCUGCCCUAACUUGGACAGACAUUGAGCAACUAGUGGCGGUCUCGGCAAAGAGGAUAUCUCAGGAGGUGGAAGAGGACAGCAUUCCUUCCCACCUCCCUCACCUACGAAGGCAGUUAGAAUGGAUCAAACAAAUAUCAAGUAGCAUAAAGAGCCCGCUUGACACUCUGGAGAAUAUCCGCAAACGAGUUGAAACUCGCGGCAAGAUUGGACGGCUCUAUCUGGAGUUUCUAGAUUGUCUGCAAGACAUUCUCCAGGGUAGGGUCGACGCUCUUGAGUUUUUGAAUCAAGACAACAAUCUCCGGACAUACUAUGAUUACAACACCGACUCAAGCAGCUUCUUCGGUCCCUUGAGCGUUUUCAUGAAGCUCCUUGCUCACAAGUCGCCAUCCCUCAAAGUUAUCGAGGUUGGUGCCGGGACCGGCUCAACAACGCAGCGCAUACUGGACAUGCUUACGACGAAGACGUCGUAUGGAUAUACCGCACAAUAUUCCCACUACGAGUUCACUGAUAUUUCUCCAGCCUUUCUCAGUAUGGCCAAAGAGAAAUUCGGUGCAUAUCCUAAUAUGAAUUUUAGCCUCUUCAAUGUUGAAAAUGUAGCCGGGGAACAAGGUUACGAACCACAUUCGUAUGAUGUGGUUGUGGCAGCAAAUGUCCUCCACGCGACAAAGUCCUUGGACGCGACGCUAAGAGCAGUUCGCUCCCUACUAAAAAGACCCAAUGGGCCACUUCUUGCAGAGACACAAUGGGACCACGUCUUGAAGCAACAUGGAUUCUCUGGGUUGGACUUUGUCGCACACGACCAUGAGCGUGAGGGGGCCAAUAUGGUCAGCUGCAUUUUGUCCACUGCUACCGAAGAAAUAUCCGGCGCUACUGCAGAGACUGGCAUCCAUGUCAGGAUUGUGACGGGGUUUGAUCAGGCCCAUAAACCAAGCUUACCCUUCUGCCAGAUAGUACAGGAGGUCUCCGGAUGUCCAACAUGCAAAGUUGGGACGUUUGACGAUGCAUACCGCGAUGAAGCAUUACAAGCGCAGCUCCUUAUUGUCAUAUGCGACGGCAGGUCUUGGCCAAUGCUCGAUAGACUCGGCGACCAAGAAUACUAUGCGCUCCAGUCCACUCUUGUCAAAGCAAAGGCAGUCCUCUGGCUCAACGAGAUCCCGGAACCAGCACAGUGUCCUCAAGAGGCCAUGGUUACGGGACUUGCAAGGACCCUUCGCCUUGAGCGCCCAGGGUUCAUCUUCACAACAGCCAGCCUCAGUAGCAAGGAUGAGCAGAUCUCCCUCUUUGUCAGGCAGGUAUUCGAAAACACUGUAGAGGGAAUCCGAACUGGGGUUUACGAACCCGAGCUUGUCCAAAACUCUGGAUUCUUAGAAAUCCCCCGGGUCUACGAAGAUGAUGCACGCAAUCAAACAAUCCACACUUCAGUCUCCAGUAUUGAGCAGGAUGUACUAUUUGGGUCGAGGGACCUUGAGUUAAAGAUCCGGUCACCCGGACUGCUCGAAUCUCUGCAUUUUGAGGAGGUUCUUGGCAAAUCGUUCACCCCACUAGCAGCAGAUGAGGUUGAAAUUGAUGUCAGGGCCGUGGGUGUCAAUUUCCGUGAUCUACUCGUCGCGUUAGGUAGAGUCCCCGACAACAACCUGGGGUGUGAGUGCUCUGGCAUCAUCUCAAAGGUAGGCUCCGAGGGUCACCUCAAACCCGGUGACAAGGUUGUGGCUUUUCAUUCAGACCCCUUCCGCCGGGCCGUCCGUUGCAAGGCCUUCAUGGCCAUUCCUAUACCCGAGUCCAUGACUUUUACCGAAGCCGCCGCUAUCCCGAUCAACUUCAUGACGGCGUAUCGCGCCCUCAUCGAGGUCGCCCACUUGGCUGAAGGCGAGAGUGUCUUGAUUCACGGCGGGGCCGGCGGCACCGGGCAAGCCGCCAUUCAAGUCGCCCAGCUCUGCGGUGCCAAGGUCUACGUCACCGUGGGCUCCAAUCAUAAGAAGCAGCUUAUAAUGGAUCUCUACGACAUCCCUGCAGAAAACAUAUUGUACAGCAGGGACUUGUCUUUUGCCAAAGGAAUCAUGAGACUCACCGACGGGCAGGGCGUUGAUGUAGUCUUGAAUAGCCUCGCAGGCUCUGGCCUAUCAGCAUCAUGGGACUGCAUAGCACCUUAUGGGCGCUUCAUCGAAAUCGGCAAAAAGGAUAUUUUGUCCCGGCGCGUUCUUCCCAUGCACCCAUUCGCGCGAAAUGUCUCGUUUGCGGCAGUCGACAUCGCAAGCAUGGGCAAGGAGCGCCCUAGGAUGCUAUCAAGUAUGUUGUUAAAGAUACUUGACCUAUUUCAGAGUGGCAGGCUCAAAAGCGUCUUCCCAUUAAAGACCUUCUCGGUAGGCCAGGUAGAGGAGUCUCUACGCUACCUCCAGAGCGGAAUCAACGCGGGCAAGGCAGUGGUGGAAACGGAACCCCAGAUGCGAGUAAUGUCCUUAGCCUUUGCGCUGACGAAUCCCAUAAAGGCCACACUGAGACCCGAAACCUCCUGGAGUUUCGACUCUCAUGGCACCUAUAUCAUCGCGGGUGGCUUGGGUGGACUUGGCCAGAGUGUCGUCAAGUGGAUGGCCAAGAAAGGCGCUCGCCAUUUUAUUCUGCUAUCUAGACGAGGUGCCAAGAGCAAGUCAUCUACCGGGUUUGUUCAACGCAUUCUCGCGCAGGGGGUUAAUGUAUAUACACCUCCUUGUGACGUUUCUGACCCAUUCGCCCUUGGGGAAGUUUUGACUUGGUGUAAAGAUAAUAUGCCUCCUAUCAAAGGCUGCAUUCAAUCGUCAAUGGUGAUCAGAGACAUUGGCUUCGACAGAAUGUCUGCGCAACAGUGGAGGGAAGCAGUGCUUCCGAAAGUCGCAGGGUCCUGGAACUUGCACCAGCAGUUACCCCAGGACUUGGACUUUUUUAUUCUCUUCUCUUCCAUCACUGGAGUUGUAGGCUCUCAAAGUCAGCCAAACUACACGGCUGGGAAUACCUUCCAAGAUGCGCUUGCGCUCCUGCGCCAAUCGCAGGGGCUAGCUGGAGUUUCAGUUGAUCUCGCCGCCAUGGAAUCUGUUGGCUUCUUGGCCGACCAACGAGACGUGCUUGACCAGAUAGUCAAUAUCAAACAUACAAUGGCAAUGGUCGAGGGUGAGCUACUUGCCAUUCUAGAUGAGCAGUGUCGGCCUACGUCUUCCUCUUCCUCAACAAACUCCCGCCCAGCCCAGGUCAUUACUGGCCUCAAAUUGCCGUCACACCUGACCGCAACCGGGGGUCAAGAGGCGGCGUGGAUGGGCCAACCCAUGUUCCGGGCACUAUAUCAAAUCCCCGAUCUAUCUAUAUCCUCCGAGACGGCGUUGCACUCACACGAAAACAACGCCGAUCACGGCGUCACGCUGGACCGCCUACGCACUAUUUCAGACGCAAAUUCAACUUUGGAAAACAAGAUGGUAGCCGUCAAGGAGGUGCUGCUUCAUCAAAUCGCAAGAUUUCUCUCGCUCAGCCCAACCGAUAUGGACACGGCUCGACCCCUUCAUGGGUAUGGAGUUGAUUCACUGAUCGGGAUGGAACUACGCUCAUGGCUGCGCAAAGUUCUCCAUGUUGAUGUCUCUAUGUUCGAGAUUCUUGGAGGGGAAAAUAUAGACUCAAUGGCAUCAUUAGUAGCUAAAAGGAUGGACGUUGCUUAG